Glarea lozoyensis ATCC 20868 is the source of this 858-nucleotide messenger RNA. RefSeq names its product Thymidylate synthase/dCMP hydroxymethylase. Gene Ontology annotation, molecular function: thymidylate synthase activity. Gene Ontology annotation, cellular component: cytosol; mitochondrion. The record is from RefSeq and is a predicted model, not a curated record. The coding region runs from base 1 to 858 and encodes 285 amino acids. Gene Ontology annotation, biological process: dTMP biosynthetic process. The transcript has a single exon. Lineage: Eukaryota; Fungi; Ascomycota; Leotiomycetes; Helotiales; Helotiaceae.
AUGAAUCAAAGAACAGGGACGGGGACUCUUUCUAUAUUUGCACCGCGGCCAUUGAAAUUCAAGCUUAACGAUAACGGACGACCAAUCCUUCCUCUUCUUACCACAAAACGCGUUUUUACUCGAGCCAUUAUCGCGGAACUACUCUGGUUUAUCGAGGGCAGCACAUCAUCUCUUCCAUUGAGUGAAGCUGGAGUCAAGAUUUGGGAUGGCAAUGGAUCACGCGAAUUUUUGGAUAGUAGAGGCUUGACACACCGAGAAGUUGGUGAUCUUGGGCCGGUCUAUGGAUUCCAAUGGCGGCACUUUGGCGCCGAAUACAAAGAUGCGAAUACGGACUAUACUGGCAAAGGAGUUGAUCAACUUGCGGAAGUUAUCCAUAAACUUAAAACAGACCCUUAUGACCGCCGGAUGAUUCUGUCGGCAUGGAAUCCUAAGGACCUGUCCAUCAUGGCGCUACCACCUUGUCAUAUGUUUGCACAAUUCUACGUCUCGUUUCCAAGACAGGAGGAAGGUAGCGAAAGUAAACCCAAAGGACAUCUUCAUUGUCAGCUUUAUCAACGAUCCUGUGAUAUGGGCCUCGGCGUCCCAUUCAAUAUUGCUAGUUACGCGCUUCUCUGCCACAUGAUCGCCCAUGUUACUGAUCUGGUCCCUGGAAGCCUUACUCAUACCAUGGGAGAUGCCCAUGUCUAUCUCGAUCAUGUCGACGCGCUUCGUACGCAAUUGGAACGCGAGCCACGAAAGUUUCCAGACCUAGAAAUCAAGCGUGAAAAGGGUGGAAGCAUUGACGGCUGGAAGGCGGAAGAUUUCGAGAUCAAAGGGUACGAACCUCAGAAGUCGAUUGCUAUGAAAAUGUCUGUCUAG